Messenger RNA from Cuculus canorus (common cuckoo), 1147 nucleotides. RefSeq lists its product as uncharacterized. The record is from RefSeq and is a predicted model, not a curated record. The coding region runs from base 124 to 1140 and encodes 338 amino acids. The transcript is spliced from 5 exons. NCBI's taxonomy places the organism in Eukaryota, Metazoa, Chordata, Aves, Cuculiformes, Cuculidae.
UCUCCCUGGUACCGCCCCCCUUCGUUCGCCGUGCCCGCGCCGCCAUUCGGGGCCGGCAGGGGGCGCGGGGCGGCGGAAGCGGCGCGGUUCCCAGGUAACGGCGGCGGGGCCGAUUCCGGGGCGAUGAGCGGCGCAGGCGGACGGCGGCUGGUGCUCCACGUGGACCUGAACAACACGGUGGUUGCGGCGGACACGGUGUCGGGGCAGGGCCCGCGCGCGGCGCUCAACACCUUCCUCACCACCGUCACCUGGGGCCGCCCCGGGGCCGCCGGCGAGUGGCAGUGGGCGAGCGACCGGCCCUCCCUGACCGCCCCCUGCCCCGGUGCCCGCAGCUACUACAGCCGCCACGGCCGGGACCCCGCCUUCACCGAGGCGGAACCGGGCCGGUACUUCGGCAGCCUCCACGCUCGCCACCUGCAGCUGCUGGAGUGGCCGGGCCGGCCGGACGACGUCUUCUCGGUCCAAGGGGAAGACGGCAAGAGCUACCACCUGAUCCUGCCCGCCUUCUUCCGCCUCCUGGACACCCUGCACCGGGAGCAGAGGGUGUUCGCCAUCAUCUUUAGGUCCUUCGGCACAGACCUGCCCCGCGCCCUCCGGGCCGUCGGCUGCGCCCUGGCCGGGCAGCACCCCCGGUUCCCUGCCCUGCGGGACGUGGCACUCCCUGUGGACCUCACCCCUGGCCAGAUACGCUGCAGCAAGCGCGAAGUGGUGCUGACAAGGGGAGCAGAGCGAUUGGCCACCCGAGAAGAUGGAAGAAAACUUUAUGACUACUUGAGCUCCUUUGAGGGAAUUGGAGGCUUCCAAGACCACUUUGACUGGUGGGCCAGAAAUAAGUUCUCUUCCCGGGGUGGGAAGCCCCUGUGGAUCGACCCUCACGAUCCCAGUGUUCACCACAUCUUCAUAGAUGACAAUAUCCGCCUGGAUGAUGCGGACACCAUUGUUCAUCCCCAGGUGUUUUCGGAGCGGGGAAGCAGCACCCCCAGACACGCUCCAACCUCGGAGCUGUACGAUGUUUGCCUGGUGCAGACCAACCUGCUGGAGGCCAUUGCUGAUGAGGACUAUUUCCUGCGCUGCGUGAGGAGGUGUGAGGAGAACUAUGACCGCUACCUGGCCUGCAUGGAGAAGGACACCCCGACCUAGCAGUGGG